Messenger RNA from Grammomys surdaster, 1947 nucleotides. It is a transcript of the gene Spata7, whose product is annotated as spermatogenesis associated 7. Bases 112 to 1806 code for a protein of 564 amino acids. Gene Ontology annotation, biological process: photoreceptor cell maintenance; microtubule cytoskeleton organization; protein localization to photoreceptor connecting cilium. NCBI's taxonomy places the organism in Eukaryota, Metazoa, Chordata, Mammalia, Rodentia, Muridae. Gene Ontology annotation, cellular component: axoneme; rod photoreceptor outer segment; ciliary basal body. The transcript has 11 exons. The record is from RefSeq and is a predicted model, not a curated record.
GCCCCGCGGGCCUGGUCUUUCUAUUUUCACCUCCGCCGCGGGGGCCCGGCUUGGUCCCAAUAAGAACCAAGGGGACACAACCGCGGAGGCCGCAGGAGGACUAAGCUAAGCAUGGAUGGCAGCCGGAGAGUCAGAGCAACCUCUGUCCUUCCCAGAUACAGUCCACCAUGCCUGUUUACAGGACACUUGAGCACCAAGAGCAACGCUUUUUGCACUGACUCCUCUUCUCUCAGACUAACCACUCUCCAGCUGAUCAAGAAUCACAUGGCUGUUCACUAUAAUAAAAUCCUUUCAGCCAAAGCUGCAGUGGACUGCUCAAUUCCAGUAAGUGUGAAUACUAGCAUCAAAUAUGCCGACCAACAACGAAGAGAGAAACUGAGGAAGGAGUUGGCACGAUGUGAGAAGGAGUUUAAAUUAAGUAAAUCUGCGAUGCAGGCCAAUUCUAAGAUGAAUUCCAAGUUCUUUGUAAACUCCCUGCAGAAGCCCUCAGGGGAACCACAAGACCAGGAUGUGUUACUAGAAGAAAUGACAAGAUAUCCACCAUUUCCAAAGUCACUCGUCUCUUCUUCAGAGGGACUGCAUCUAAGCCUGCCUGAAUCAAAUAAGAUGCUCAUGCAUGGCACCCAGAAGCAUCCCAGCACCCCUCCAUCCAGGUACUCAGGCUGUGGACAUGGCUGUGACAGGCGGCCUAGGAGUGCCCACCAGUUCCAGGUACUCAUCUCCAAGACACCAAGUGGAGAUCUGUUAGAAAAGCACUCUGACCUCUUCUCUAACAAUCAAUCGCCAUUCACUCCACGGACCUUAAAAACAGAAGCAAAGUCCUUCCUAUCACAGUACCGCUAUUACACACCUGCCAAAAGAAGAAAGGAUUUUUCAGAUCAGCGGAUGGAAGCCGAAACCCAAACCGAAUUAAGCAGCUUUGACUCUGAGCUUGGGACAGCUGAAAAAAAGAGCUCAAAGGAUUCAGAAGUGAACAUAAAACAGGCACCCAGUUACAUGAGAAAUGGUGCUGAAGACAAAAUAGCUCCUGUGCCCUCACAAGGACAAAAUGUAGCGUGGGACAAUAUUAAAGAUGGGAUUCUGCAGCAGUCCUCAGAAAGUGAAGAAGAACUGCUGUACCUGAGUUUCAUGGAAAAUGUGACGGAUGAGAUCUUGAAACUUGGUCUAUUUUCUAACAGGUUUUUAGAACGACUGUUUGAGCGACAUAUAAAGAAAAAUAAACAUCAUUUGGAGGAGGGGAAGAUGCGCUGCCUGCUGCACGGGCUGAAGGUUGACUUAGGCUGUAUAUCUGAGGAAGAUCCAGCAAAGCAAAAACAGUUCAGAAUGUUGAAUCAACUUCAUUUUCAAAAGCCUCUGAUUACAAGAGAAAACAAAUUUAUAAGUGAUGAAGAAAUAAUAAGUCACCAUGAGCGUCAGCAGUACCAGGAGGCCCUAGACAUGCUGUCAUCUAUGCCGAAGGACGAAAACAAGAUGUUCUCUUUACCGGGGGAAUUUUUAAUACCCGCCCAUAAAGCCAAGCAUUCAGAAGGUGUUAUAAUUCAACAGGUCAGUGAUGAAACAGAUCAUGAAGCCUUACCCUGGGAUGAAAACAAUCCAAGUGUUUCUGAUAGUUUAGCAGACCAGGAAACCUCUGUGGAUGUCAUUGAAGGUGACAGUGACUCUGAAAGGGUUGAGACUUCCAGGGAACUCUGUUGUCUAAGCACAUCACUGUCCCCGUCAGUUCCAUUCCCCAGCAUCGAAGGUGGCAGUAAUCAUGAUAAGGAAUUAUCCACUCUAAAAAUCAUGGAAAUGAGCAUUGAAGACUGACCUUUGGAUCUUCAUUAAUAAAUACUCCAUGUGGCCAGUAACUCAAUAUUACUUUUCUUCUUCUUUUGUCCCCUUUUACAUAUUAAGAUUUCUGUAAUUUCAAUGCUGUGUAAUAAAUUACCAUAAAUUUAGUGUCUUGAA